Molecule: messenger RNA, 828 nt
Organism: Racocetra persica
Lineage: Eukaryota; Fungi; Glomeromycota; Glomeromycetes; Diversisporales; Gigasporaceae
Source: the annotation of a GenBank genome assembly
AUGUCAAAGCUCCUCAGAAACUUCCUGAGGAAGAAAACUUUACAAAACGCAACUUAUGAAGAAACUUCUUACUCUGACAUGGAAGGUUCCGUUUAUGGUGCACUGCCGGUUGACUCUCCAAUGGCUUAUGAUGAACCUAUAAGAGAUUUUAAACUGGUUUUUGAAGGUGAAAAUAAAGAUACUUUUGUUCUUGUACCUGGUUUAUUACCCUAUGACACAAUUGAGAUUCCACUAUUUGGUGGAUUUACUAUUGCUGAUUACUGGGGAGAUGUGAAGGAACAAAUAGAGGACCCUUGUAUCACCAGUCCUAGCCCUUUUGGUUCUCUUCACGAUCGUGCUGUAGAACUAUAUUAUCAAAUUAAGGGUGGGCAAGUGGAUUAUGGUCUCGUUCAUUCCCAUCAGUUUUGUCAUGGGCAAUUAGGUGAAACAUAUGAAGGUUUGGUGCCGAAUUGGAGUCCCGACAAUCCUAUAGUCCUGAUCGGCAAAGGCUAUGGUGCAACAACCGCUCUUUAUCUUCAACAUCUUCUUUCUACUAAUUUUUUCGGACAACACACGGCCGGCCAAAUGAUUAAAGGUGUUAUUUGUUGGUCUGCUCCACACCGCGGCUCUACCCUCCCUUACUAUCUUGGUCUUGAACCUGGCUCAAAAUGCAUCGUACAUCCUUUCUCGAUACUACAAUUAUUAUUAUCCCUUAUUCACCUCAUUUGUUAUUUCACCUUCCUCGAACGACUUUUCAACUUCAGAUUGAAUGACAAAUGGGGUCUCGCCUCGAAAAGCGAAGGUGGUGAACAAUCUUUGUGGAGGUGCGAGGAUGCGUUAUGCUGGUGA